Messenger RNA from Naumovozyma dairenensis CBS 421, 3813 nucleotides. RefSeq names its product ATP-dependent RNA helicase ECM16 (gene ECM16). Bases 1 to 3813 code for a protein of 1270 amino acids. Gene Ontology annotation, cellular component: nucleolus; intracellular anatomical structure. The transcript has a single exon. NCBI's taxonomy places the organism in Eukaryota, Fungi, Ascomycota, Saccharomycetes, Saccharomycetales, Saccharomycetaceae. Gene Ontology annotation, molecular function: ATP binding; RNA binding. Gene Ontology annotation, biological process: maturation of SSU-rRNA from tricistronic rRNA transcript (SSU-rRNA, 5.8S rRNA, LSU-rRNA). The record is from RefSeq and is a predicted model, not a curated record.
AUGGGUACUUAUAGAAAAAGGUUCAAUGAAAAGGCCAGAGCGGGUCAUAUGGCCAAGCUAAAAGAAUUGAAGAAAGUUAGAAAUAAACAGUUCCAUAGAGAAGUUGAAGAGGAAUCAGAAGAAGAGGACGCAAAGAACACCUCAAUAACAGACACAAAUGCAGAAAUAUUGGAACCAUUGACUGAGGAAGAGAAAAGCCUGAAGAAAAGAAAACUGCAAGAAAUAUUCACUCCAAAGGAAUCUAAAAUUUCAAGACUUAAAAAGAAGAGAUUGGAUAAAUUUAUUGAUCAUCAACUGAAGAGAGAAGAGAAAAAAACUAUUAUUGAAAAACUUCAAGAUUACAAGAUCGAUACAUCAUUGCUAGUAAGCUCAAAGAAAUUAGGUGAAGGUAGGCAAACUAAAAAAGAGGAGUUCGCUGAAGCUCUGAGCUUAGAAAAACAGGGUAGAUCAACUGAUGAUACUCGAGCAAUCCUCUAUGAAGACCAUAUUGUGAAAGAAUGGAAAGAAAAUGAUCCAGCCGCUAAACGUGAACUACAAUAUAGUUCGGAAUCUGAGCAUGACGUAAAUCAUGAUGAUGAAAAUGAAGACAAUGAAGAAUCUGACGACUUUGAAAGUAAGUUUGGUGAUGUUACUACCAACUCAUCCACUUUUAUUGAUAAUAGACCAGCCAAGUUUGGCGGAAUGGGAUCAGGGUUUGGGUUCGCUAACAUGAAAGUAAUCAAUAAAGGGAAAAAACUUUCAAAGAGGAAAUACAACUGGAGGCAAAGAGUUGAAAUGCAAGAAUUGAAAAAACAUAAUGAAGAAGAUGAAUUAGACUUUGUAUCAAGCUCUGAGGAAUCUGACUCUACCGAAGAAAGCGCGGGUGAUGAAGGGGAAGAGGAAGAACUAAAAGAAGAAAGUGGCGUUGACUCUGAAAGUGCUUCGGACGAUCAGGGAGAAGAGGAUGAUGAAAGAGAAGAACAUGAUGAUAUUGACGAUGAAGAGAAAUUACAUGAUAUUGCUAAAGAUUUCAAAAAUUGGGCAAACCAAGAAAUCAAGAAAAUGGAAGGGAGAGACGUUGAGCCAAUAACUCCUCAAAUGAAUAUAGACUAUAAACCAAUAAUUAGAGAAGAGGAUUUGGAAGAUGGUCUAGAAGUUCCGAAUAUUCCAGUUGAUGAAAAGUCUGUUAGGAAGGCAUUUUACGUUCCAGUAGAAAGAUCUGACACAAUUCAAGAGGCUAGGAUGCAGUUACCUGUGUUCGGUGAAGAACAUGCAAUAAUGGAAGCUAUUCAUCAUAAUGACGUUGUAAUUAUUAGUGGUGAAACUGGGUCUGGUAAAACUACUCAAGUACCGCAGUUCUUAUAUGAAUCUGGAUUCGGUAGCCCAGAUUCUCCAGACAAUCCAGGUAUGAUCGGGAUUACCCAACCAAGAAGAGUUGCUGCUGUUUCGAUGGCUAAGCGUGUAGCCAAUGAAUUGGGCAAUCAUGGAAGUAAAGUUGCAUACCAGAUUAGAUUCGAUUCCACAACGAAGGAAGACACGAGAGUUAAGUUCAUGACAGAUGGUGUUUUAUUGAGAGAGAUGAUGCAUGACUUUAGAUUAACGAGAUACUCUUCUAUUAUUAUUGAUGAAGCCCAUGAAAGAAAUGUUAAUACGGAUAUAUUAAUAGGUAUGUUAAGUCGUUGUGUCCGUUUACGUGCUAAAGAACAUAUGAGUAAUCCAGAGAAGUGUAAAAGAUUGAAGUUGAUUAUUAUGUCAGCUACAUUGAGGGUUACUGAUUUCAGUGAAAAUACUACAUUAUUCUCAACUCCCCCACCAAUAUUAAAAGUUGAAGCAAGACAGUAUCCAGUUUCUGUGCAUUUCAACAAAAGAACUCCUUUCAAUUACUCUGAUGAAGCAUUUCGAAAAACAUGUAAGAUCCAUAGAAGGUUACCACCUGGUGCAAUUCUAAUAUUCAUGACGGGUCAACAAGAAAUUAAUCAUAUGGUUAAAAAAUUGAGAAGGGAAUUUCCUUUUAAGAAAUCAAAAAAGAAUUUUUCAAAUAGCUCAACUGUAAGAGUAAAUAACAAAACUGCUGACUUAGAAGUGGAAGAUAUAGAAUUUAGUACCAAGAUCAUUGAUGAAGAACAAUUCAAUGCAGAACUUGGAUCAGAUGAAGAAAAUUUAGAAGAUGAUUUUGACAACGAAGAAGGUUUCGACGAAACAUUAGAGGAAGGACAAUCAAAAGAUGAUCCAUUAUAUGUUCUCCCAUUAUAUUCUUUGCUACCAACUAAAGAACAAAUGAAGGUUUUUGAGGAAUCACCAAAAGGCUCCAGGCUAUGUAUUGUUUCUACCAAUAUUGCUGAAACAUCGUUAACGAUUCCUGGUGUCAGAUAUGUUGUAGAUUGUGGGAGAUCCAAAGAACGCAAAUACAAUGAAUCAAAUGGGGUUCAAAGUUUCGAAAUCGGAUGGAUCAGUAAAGCAGGUGCAAACCAAAGAAGUGGUAGAGCUGGUCGUACAGGUCCAGGUCACUGUUAUCGUUUGUACUCAUCAGCUGUUUAUGAGAGAGAUUUCGAAGAAUUCUCUAAACCUGAAAUUUUACGAAUGCCAGUAGAAAGUAUUGUGCUGCAAAUGAAGAGCAUGGCAAUCCAUAACAUUGUGAAUUUCCCCUUCCCAACACCUCCAGAUAGAGUUGCGUUGACUAAAGCUAUCCAAUUACUUCAAUAUUUAGGGGCGUUAGAUGUUAGGGAAAAAAUUACUGAUGAUGGGAAGAAAAUGAGUUUGUUCCCAUUAUCUCCUAGAUUUUCCAAAAUGUUGCUAGUCUCUGACGAACACGAUUGUCUACCGUAUAUAGUUUCAAUCGUGAGUGCCUUAUCUGUUGGUGAUCCUUUCAUAUCCGAAAAUGAACUUGGUAUUAAUGAAGUCAAGGUAAAACCAACCGAUAAUGAUGAAGAUGAAAAUACAGACACAAGAAUUGAUAAAGAGGAAGAAGAACGAAAGAAAACGAUUCGUACUCAGUUUUAUAAGAAUCGUGCCAAAUUUAAUAAAUUGGACAAAGAGAGUGAUGUAUUCCGCCUGUUGAGUGUUGUUAGUGCGUUUGACUAUAUUCCUAAGAAUCAGAAAGCUACCUUCGUACAGAACAACUUCCUAAGAAGUAAAACUUUAGAAGAAAUUGUGAAAUUAAGAAUGCAAUUAAUGUACAUUAUAAAAUCCAACACAUCGAAGGAGAAUAUUGCUGUUAACGUAAAGAGUGAAGAUUUGAAAUCAAAUCCACCUACCGAAAUACAGGUCAAACUUUUGAAGCAAAUGAUAUGUGCCGGUUUUGUUGAUCAUGUUGCCAUUCGAGCCGAUUAUCUUUUCCCAGAAGACGCUGAGAUAACUAAUAAAUCUUCAUUAAUUAACAUUCCAUACGUACCUGUUCUUACUUCAAAAACUCCAGAAAUAACAGAUUGUUUUGUCUAUAUUCAUCCAUCAUCCAUCUUGAGCAAUUUAGGUGAAUUACCUCCAAAAUUUUUAGUUUAUCAUUCGUUACAUCUCGGUGGUAACGCCAAAACAAGAAUGAAUACCUUGUGUGAUAUUAAGAGUACUCCAUUGGCUAAUGUUGCUAGGAAUGGGUUGCUACUAGAUUAUAGUAAACCCUUGACUGGUCAAGGCUUGAAAAGUAUACCCAUAUCAUUAAAUGAAAGAUAUUGUUAUGUUGUUCCAAGAUUCGGUGCUUUUAUUGACAGUGAUCUAAAAAUAGGAUGGGAUUUGAAUCCAAUUGCGGUGCAUCAAGAGAAGCAAAACGGAAAAUGGGUUGUCACUAAAUUCAUCACGAACAAAAACUAUAAAACUGCUGAGGCAAACCAAAAGAAAUAA